GCGCUAAAUUUAAGAAUUCAAAUAAAUCAGCCGCCAAAACCUCCACCUUGCCGUUAGAUCCAUAUAUAUACUUGAUUUUUCUCUUCACUUUCUCGCACUUUCAUUUCGCCCAAGCACUCCAAAACAGUUCUUAAAGCAUAAGGUAAAAUAUAUUUGAAUGGGUGGUUAAAGUUUCAUCUUUAAGAUGCACGGCAGAAAGGCGUAUCAGUUGGUGAAAGAGUUUGCCGGUAGUGAAAAAGGGCAUCUCAAGAUUUUCAACGACGAGCUGUUUGAACGAGUAGCUGAAGAAUGCAAUGAGCAUCAUAAUGCACUUCAGUCAUUGAUAAGGAAAAUGCAAGAGGAGGGACUAGAAGUCCAAACAGCUAGAAAUGCAGAUCAUUAUGGAGCACUCGUCCAUCACCUUUCUUUAAUUCGCAACAAGCGUUGCCUAAUGGCAUAUGUGUACAACCGAGCUGAAAUUAUCCGAGAUUUGGCAUGGAAGGUAGGGCUGCUUCAUGAGCUUCCAUGUGAAAUUAAGGAGAAGUUCAGUGACUCAGAGGAACAGUAUUUCAAAGAUCAUUCUAAAUCUUUGAAAAUGUACAUGUCACAGCUGAGUCUUGAUGUAAAUGUGGAUAUGGUGCCUCCGAAAGAUCCCUACAUCAAGGUAAGAGUGCUUGAAGAUUUGGGAAGUGGAAUAAUUCUUAGUGAUAAAUCUGCCAAUUUUGCUAGCCACUCAAUGCACUUUCUGAAACGAACUGAUGCAGAGCAAUACAUUGCACGGGGCUUAAUGGAGGAAUUGAUAAGCUGAGCCUGAAACAGUUGUUUAUAUGAUGUUUCAUAUCUUCAGCGGCCAAUGCGGUUAGCUUAAUACCGAACCUGUUUAUUCACUCUUAAGUGCAUUUUAGGUCUGAGCAGGACAAAUGUAAUAAAUGUUACUCUGUCUUUGACAAUGAGAGAAAUUAAAUUUGAUUUGUUUUUUCCUUU
This is a messenger RNA of Gossypium arboreum, 963 nucleotides long. RefSeq lists its product as uncharacterized. The record is from RefSeq and is a predicted model, not a curated record. Lineage: Eukaryota; Viridiplantae; Streptophyta; Magnoliopsida; Malvales; Malvaceae. Gene Ontology annotation, biological process: DNA strand elongation involved in mitotic DNA replication; DNA replication. Bases 185 to 787 code for a protein of 200 amino acids. The transcript has 7 exons. Gene Ontology annotation, cellular component: GINS complex.